AUUAAACCCAAAAACAAAAACACAAAAAAACAAAAACAAAUUCUAGAGAUGGAAAUGAAACUUCUCUCUACCUUCUUCCUUCUCUCUCUAGUGUUUGCAUGUGUUACCGAAGCAAGACCUAGCCCAGGAGAAUACUGGAAGAGCAGAAUGAACGGCGAGGCGAUGCCUAAAGCGCUGAUGGAUGUCGUUUCGGAUUCGGAUGUGAAAACGAGUCGCUUCGUUAAGGAUUUCGAUACGAAGCCGAAUGUUAUUAUAUACCACAGCAAUUAUCAUGCCAACAGUCAUGCUCAGGCACCGAAGCCUUGUUGAUAUCGAUCUGUCUGGCUGCGAAAAAUUAUUAUUUUUAAAAUAAUUAUUUGAUUACUAUUGUUUUUUCGAGAUGGUUUUAUGUGUGUGAAAUGUAACGUCUGGGUCGAGUUUGAGUUCGAGUUUAAUUUUAUUUCCACAUCCCUUUUGGUUUGCUAGGGAUUAUUUUAUAAUUUGGAAUAGUCCAAUCGUUUUUGUUUUUGGGUUUUCAAAGUGUUGCAGAAGAUGUAAGGUAUUUAUAUAAUCUAUAAAUUUCAGACAUUUUAUUAUGUGUUUAAACUUAUUUUUCUUACA
Messenger RNA from Erythranthe guttata (spotted monkey flower), 600 nucleotides. The record is from RefSeq and is a predicted model, not a curated record. NCBI's taxonomy places the organism in Eukaryota, Viridiplantae, Streptophyta, Magnoliopsida, Lamiales, Phrymaceae.